This is a messenger RNA of Hevea brasiliensis (rubber tree), 4428 nucleotides long. Its product is annotated as protein STABILIZED1-like. Lineage: Eukaryota; Viridiplantae; Streptophyta; Magnoliopsida; Malpighiales; Euphorbiaceae. The transcript has a single exon. Gene Ontology annotation, molecular function: protein binding. The record is from RefSeq and is a predicted model, not a curated record. Bases 1099 to 4185 code for a protein of 1028 amino acids. Gene Ontology annotation, biological process: mRNA splicing, via spliceosome; spliceosomal tri-snRNP complex assembly; positive regulation of primary miRNA processing. Gene Ontology annotation, cellular component: U4/U6 x U5 tri-snRNP complex; catalytic step 2 spliceosome.
AUGGGGAGGGAGGACAGGCUUCUUGGCUAUCGACCCCUCUUCCCUACCUCCCUUUAUUUUGCUUUAGUUUUAGUUUGUCUUUUCUUUAGUUAGUCUUUUGAAUAGUAAGAGCAUAUCUUUCGUGAGGGAGGGAGUAUUUUGUUUCUUCCCUCUUUUAUUUUUUUCUCUGUUUUUGGUCUCUCCCUCUCCUAUCGAAGGGCAAUAUUUUCUCUUCCCCAUUUGUCGAGUGAUUUCUAGUUUGUGUUGGUUUGUUAGAUUGCAGAUAUGUGCUAAAUGGUGCUAAAUGAUAAGGGAAGAGGUUUGAUUUGCUUGUGGAUGGUCCACGCAUGUUCUCAGAGGUCUCUUUGCUGGCUGAUGUCUCAUAAGACAAGGUGCUUGCCAUCGAUUCUGCAAGGACUAUAGGAGAUUGAGAAACCAGUAACUAUGCCAUGCCUCUCCUAGCUUAUGUAGCCAAGGCUUCUGUACUAGUAUUGAUUAUUGCACUUUUCACCCUGCAUUUUUAAGAUCGAAGGCGAUGUGUCAUAUAGACCUUCGGCUGUGGCGAGAAGUUGUAUUUAGUUUGAGCCUUCCUUGUGUUUAAAGAGGUUGUGCUUUCUUCUUUGCAUCUUUUGCAAUUUCGCCUACAGUUGGUUUUCUUGGCCAACACUGGCAAAGUAGUCCUGAAGCCAUGGCUACAAGAAUUUAAGAUAUAGGUUGUGGGCAUAUUUGGGCUUGUAAUGAAUUUGGGUUUGAAGUAGUGUGGUUUUUCUUUUGGGCUAGCCUUAUAUUUUCUUCAAUUAAAUAUAUCUUUCUCGUUAAGAAAAAAAACUUACCCUUAAAAAUUAAUUAUUUCAUUCAUCGUUUUCAUUAAUUUAACUGUUUGUAAAAAAUUUACGAGUUAAACAAUAAUAGUUUGUGGAUCAAAGUUAAAAUCCAUCAGCCGAUUUGACCCGUGCCGGUCCAAACCGGUAUUUUAUUUUUUGUCUGCUACCGAUAUCAAACCACCGCCAUAGCGCCGCUCUCUUUCACUCUUCCUUUCUUUUAGGGCAGUCACCUGAACCCUAACACUCUUUUCUGGGUAUUGAAUCCAAAUCCCCAUAUCUCUUUUCAUCGGAAAAAAUGGUUUUCGUUAAAUCUCCAAACAAUAAGACCCUCUUUCUCCACGUCAACCCCAACAUCACCACCCUUUCCGCCCUCAAAAACCACAUCCACUCCCAAUCCCAAAUUCCCAUCUCUCGCCAACUAUUUUUAUUGCCUUCAUUUAGUCCCGUUUAUAAUCCAAACGGCCUUCAAAAUUCCGAUGAAAUUCUCCUCUCCCAGCUGGGUAUCACCCCCUAUUCCACCCUGACCCUGUAUAUACCUUUCCUUGGUGGCACCCAACCUCCUGCUCCGCCUAAGCCCCGCCUUGAUUUCCUAAAUUCUAAGCCUCCCCCCAACUAUGUCGCUGGUCUUGGGCGUGGUGCCACGGGCUUCACCACCCGGUCUGAUAUUGGUCCAGCUCGUGCUGCUCCUGAUCUUCCUGACCGAUCUGCUACCACCAUUGGAGGAGCAUCCAGUGCCGCGUCUGGGAUCGGCCGUGGCCGGGGAAAAGGCGGCGAAGAAGAAGAGGAUGAUGAGGGGGAUGAUAAGGGUUACGACGAGAACCAGAAAUUCGAUGAGUUUGAAGGGAACGACGUCGGGCUGUUUGCUUCGGCGGAAUAUGACGAGGACGACAAGGAAGCAGAUGCGGUAUGGGAGGCAAUUGAUAAGAGGAUGGAUUCGCGGCGAAAGGACAGGAGGGAGGCGAGAUUGAAGCAGGAGAUCGAGAAGUACCGAGCUUCAAAUCCGAAGAUCACUGAGCAAUUCGCGGAUUUGAAGAGGAAAUUGUACACGUUAUCCGCCCAAGAAUGGGAGAGCAUACCAGACAUUGGUGAUUACUCGUUGAGAAACAAGAAGAGGAGAUUUGAGAGCUUCGUACCAGUACCCGAUACCCUUCUCGAGAAGGCGAGGCAAGAGCAGGAGCAUGUUACUGCUUUGGACCCCAAGAGCAGAGCUGCUGGUGGGACUGAAACGCCAUGGUCGCAGACUCCAGUCACUGACCUGACUGCUGUUGGUGAAGGGAGAGGCACUGUGUUGUCAUUGAAGUUAGAUAGGUUAUCCGAUUCUGUUUCAGGGCUCACUGUGGUGGAUCCUAAAGGCUAUUUGACGGAUUUGAAGAGUAUGAAGAUUACAAGUGAUGCAGAGAUUUCGGAUAUUAAGAAGGCGAGGUUGUUGUUGAAGAGUGUUACUCAGACUAACCCAAAACACCCGCCUGGUUGGAUUGCUGCUGCAAGGUUGGAAGAGGUGGCCGGGAAGAUUCAGGCAGCAAGGCAGUUGAUACAAAGGGGCUGCGAGGAAUGUCCUAAAAAUGAGGAUGUUUGGUUAGAGGCAUGUAGGCUGGCUAGCCCUGAUGAAGCCAAAGCAGUUAUAGCUAAGGGAGUGAAGAGUAUACCAAAUUCUGUUAAGUUGUGGUUGCAGGCUGCAAAACUGGAACACGAUGAUGUGAAUAAAAGUAGGGUUUUGAGGAAGGGUUUAGAGCAUAUUCCCGAUUCAGUUAGGUUGUGGAAAUCUGUUGUGGAGUUGUCUAAUGAGGAGAAUGCUAGAACAUUACUUCACAGAGCAGUGGAAUGUUGUCCUUUGCACGUCGAAUUGUGGUUGGCGUUGGCAAGAUUGGAGACAUAUGAUAAUGCGAAGAAGGUGUUGAACAGGGCCAGGGAAAAGUUGGCCAAGGAGCCUGCUAUAUGGAUAACUGCUGCCAAGUUGGAGGAGGCAAACGGUAAUACAUCAAUGGUGGGAAAGAUUAUAGAGAGAGGUAUCAGAGCUUUACAGAGAGAAGGGUUAGUGAUUGAUAGGGAGGCAUGGAUGAAGGAGGCUGAGGCAGCGGAAAGGGCAGGCUCUGUGGUGACUUGUCAAGCAAUUAUUAAGAACACAAUUGGAAUUGGAGUGGAGGAAGAGGAUAGGAAGAGAACAUGGGUGGCAGAUGCAGAGGAAUGUAAGAAGAGGGGAUCUAUUGAGACUGCUAGAGCUAUUUAUGCUCAUGCACUAACUGUGUUUUUGACUAAGAAGAGUAUUUGGCUUAAAGCUGCACAGCUUGAGAAGAGUCAUGGGACUAGGGAGUCGCUUGACGCUUUGUUGCGCAAGGCGGUUACUUAUAGGCCACAAGCUGAAGUUCUGUGGCUUAUGGGUGCUAAAGAGAAGUGGCUUGCCGGCGAUGUGCCUGCUGCAAGGGCUAUUCUUCAAGAAGCUUAUGCUGCUAUACCAAACUCUGAGGAAAUUUGGCUUGCAGCGUUUAAGCUUGAAUUUGAGAAUCAUGAACCUGAAAGAGCAAGAAUGCUGCUUGCUAAGGCUAGAGAAAGAGGUGGUACAGAAAGAGUGUGGAUGAAGUCUGCCAUUGUUGAGAGAGAGUUGGGCAAUACUGAGGAGGAGAGGAGGUUAGUGGAUGAAGGUUUGAAACGCUUCCCUUCAUUCUUCAAACUCUGGUUGAUGCUUGGGCAGCUUGAGGAACGGCUUGGUCACCUGGAAAAGGCAAAGGAAGUUUAUGAGUCAGGUUUGAAGCACUGUCCGAGUUGUAUACCCCUUUGGCUUUCUCUUGCUAAUCUUGAAGAGAAAAUGAAUGGGCUGAGUAAAGCACGUGCUGUACUUACCAUGGCAAGGAAGAAGAAUCCUCAAAACCCUGAGCUCUGGCUUGCUGCUGUCCGUGCUGAAUCAAGGCAUGGGAAUAAGAAGGAAGCUGAUAUCCUGAUGGCAAAGGCUUUGCAGGAGUGUCCUAACAGUGGCAUAUUGUGGGCAGCAUCCAUUGAGAUGGUUCCCCGUCCACAACGCAAAAGCAAGAGUAUGGAUGCCCUCAAGAAAUGUGAUCACGACCCUCAUGUUAUUUCUGCUGUGGCCAAGCUGUUCUGGCAUGAUAGGAAGGUUGAUAAAGCUAGAACGUGGCUGAACAGGGCAGUUACUCUUGCUCCAGAUGUUGGGGAUUUCUGGGCUUUAUAUUACAAAUUUGAACUUCAACAUGGGACUGAGGAAAAUCAGAAGGAUGUUUUAAAGAGGUGCAUUGCUGCAGAACCAAGGCAUGGUGAGAAAUGGCAGGCAAUUUCAAAGGCUGUGGAGAAUGCUCACCAGCAAACUGAAGCCAUUCUGAAGAAAGUUGUGGUUGCACUUGGGAAGGAAGAGAAUGCCGCUGAAAGACAUUAGUUGAUUGUAAGCUUGUAGUUGGCUGCUACUGCCCCUGUUUGGUUGCAGGAUAGAUGAUUAGUGGCUUAGCACUCUUAAUGCCAAUUAGAAAUUAUAUUUGCCAUGUACUUCAUUGUGAGUUUUCCCUAUAUAAUAUUUUACCUAUUUACUGUAUCUUCAAGGAGGCUGAAAAGGAUGUAGAAGUACUUGCAUUGAAUUUUAGAAUCGUGAUGAUAAGACUAUUCUAGGUUUGUUCUAGACUGA